Messenger RNA from Coregonus clupeaformis (lake whitefish), 2309 nucleotides. It is a transcript of the gene hhatlb, whose product is annotated as hedgehog acyltransferase like, b. Gene Ontology annotation, biological process: negative regulation of N-terminal protein palmitoylation. NCBI's taxonomy places the organism in Eukaryota, Metazoa, Chordata, Actinopteri, Salmoniformes, Salmonidae. The transcript is spliced from 12 exons. Gene Ontology annotation, cellular component: endoplasmic reticulum. Bases 203 to 1813 code for a protein of 536 amino acids. The record is from RefSeq and is a predicted model, not a curated record. Gene Ontology annotation, molecular function: acyltransferase activity.
ACACUAUCGAUGCACUUGACCGCUUUCUUUCAAAUUCUUUUUUUUCCUUUUAGCAAUUUGGUUUUUUAGGAGGGAUUUACUUGUUUGUUUGUUGACUUGUUGUCGUUUACCACUGCAUUGCCCCGCUCAAGGUCCCUCCUGAGGUGUGGAUGAGUUCAGGCCCUGAGUCGAGGGUGUGCGUUCUACCAGCUGAUUGGUCACCAUGAGGAUCAAGGCUGCCCUGCCCAGAUAUGAGCUGUACUUCUAUAACACUGUGGUCUAUCUGAGCAUGUUCUGGGCUGCCAGCUGGAUCUUUGACGUGUCCAGCUCGAAUGCCAACAGAAAGACGUUCAAGUCCAGUGUGACCCCAGGAUGGUACUAUUUCAGCAGGAGGAUGGAUACGGCUGACUUUGAGUGGGUGAUGUGGUUCUCUACAUUCCGGGACCACAUCCUCUUCGCCCUGUCUGGUCAUGUGAUCUUCGCUAAGAUCUGCUCCAUGCUGGCUCCACAGCAUAGGUCCCUGGUGUACAUGGGUUAUGGUAUCCUGGCGGUGCUGGUCUCUAUGGGUUGGACCUACACCACUCUGAUCCUGUCCCACUGUGUACUGCUCUACAGUAUCUCUCUGGUUAAACUGCGCUGGCUCUGCUUCCUAGCUGGUCUCACCAUCCUGUCCACAUUCAAGAUAGAACCAUUCAUAUCCUGGCAGGCUGGUUUUAUGACGGGGGGUUUUGAGCUGCGCUCCGUCCUGUUCUACGGUGGCUGUGGGUUCACCAUCAUGCGCUGUAUGAGUUUUGCUCUGGAGAACUGUGAGAAGAAAGAAGGAAACUACAGCAUCCUGGAACUCCUCAAGUACAACUUCUACCUGCCUUUCUUCUACUUCGGACCCAUCAUGACCUUUGACAAGUUCUACGCUCAGGCCAACAAGGCUGACCUGACUCGUAAGGAUGCAGAGAUGUGGAACAUAUCCCUUCAGGGUCUUAUUCACCUGGGGGCCAUAUUAACGGUGGACGUCUUCUUUCACUUCCUGUACAUCUGCACCAUCCCCACCGACAUGAAGCUGCUCAAACACAUGUCUGACUGGGCUGUAGUUGGUCUGGCCUACUAUAGCCUGGUGUAUGACUGGGUGAAGGCAGCGGUGAUGUUUGGGGUGAUCAACACUGUGUCUAGACUGGACCAUCUGGACCCACCUCAACCUCCUAAAUGUAUCACAAUGCUCUACGUCUUCUCUGAGACACACUUUAACAGAGGAAUAAACGACUGGCUGUGCAAGUAUGUGUAUGAUUACCUGGGAGGGAAGCAUGACAACUUGUGGGACGAGGCCAUUGCUACGCUGUGUACUUUUGGCAUCACUGUCCUGUGGCUGGGACCCUGUCAGGUGGUGUUCAUCUGGGCCUUCUUCAACUGCUUCGGACUGAACUUCGAGCUCUGGACCGCCAAGUUCUUGUCCAUGGAACCCUUCGCCUCUCUAGAGAUGGCGAUGUCUCCUGCCAUGUCUCGUAGGAUCAGAGCUGUGUUCAACGCCUUUAACUUCUGGACCAUCGUUCUCUACAACGUCAUCGCUCUCAACAGCCUGGAGUUCACUAAGCUGGUCGCCAAGAGACUGCUGCUCAAAGGCUUCCCCAUCACCACCAUCACUGUCCUCAUAGUGACCUACUGUCUGGUCCAGCUCAUCAAGGAGAGAGAAAGGAGACAGGCUCUGAUCGACGACCCCGACCCCAUCCCCCCUCCUGCCCCUGUCCCUCCCCCUGCCACCAGCCUGGCCACACCCACUGUGGUCCCGCCCAAAGUCCCCGUCCAGCCAGUGGUGGACCCAAGCAAGGAGAAAGCCGAGUAGUGAUUAGAGGCUGGCAAUGUCAGUCAAAGUCCCAACUGUCUUUAUGAGUCAUGCUUUCCACUGUGCAGUCAUGGAAAUGACGAGGCUACAGUUCAUAGACAAGGUAUAUUUAGACGUUCUUCAUAGCAAUGAAAUCUAUUGAGCAGCAAUACCUAUCUACUGUAAUAUCUAUAAGCAGUAAUAUCUACUCCCACCACAGUGUUAGGGGUCUACUGCCUGGAACAAGCUGACAGUGCUGUCAUCAAUAUAGAUUUAUACAAUGUUUUAAACUGAAGUUAUGUUUCAUUGCUAAUCAUGUAAAAGCGCCUUUAUUGUAAAUAAAACCCACUGAUGCUCUUAAGAUGUGGUUUAAACGAAGAUACACACCUCUAGGUGAAGAAAGCCACUCCUGCUCUGUCAAAUGUACUGGACAUCUAAGCAUAAUAUAUUGAUUGAUUUACUGUAUACAUGACUCCAAAUCAAAUCAAAUGUUAUUUGUCACAUAUGCCGAACACAA